CUUAAACUUGUAACGCCAAAAUAGUAAAAAGCUCCGUGGAGUGGCGGGCCAGGGCAGGCUCGACAGGACCUGCCCCACCUAGCCGGGACUAGACUUGCGUGCGCCUUUCCAACUGAAACCUUCCCGCGCACAUGAUGACUGAAGGCGCCAAACCUAUCUCCUUGGUUCCAGAAAGCAUCAUAUAAAGUGUGUUGGGCCAACCGAGUGGACUCGUCGGGGCAACCAAAAGUUUUCGAGCGCGUUGGGAGUUACGGCCCAACCACUCACGUUGACCGGCUGGUCAAGCACCAUCAGCUUAAUGCAUUGAGCUAGCAGCCCGCCCAGCGAGCCAUGCCACCCGUUUGGCGCCCAGUUUGGGCCUUGCCAUCUCGUCAUAACCCUCGAGCAAGGAUUUCUGCCCUCGUUGACCACCGGCAUGCUUGCGUCUGGAACCUCUAAGCCCUGUCAGGGCGCUCGGGUGUCCUUGCCUUGACUCAGAACGCCCAGUGAGUUCAAUGCAUGCGGCUUUUGGAGAGCCGACCCCCGCCCACCUGUCACAGGCAACUGCAAUCAAUAGGCACGCGCCCAAGGGGUCUCAAAACCCCGUCAGAGGCGCUCAAGAGUGGCAUUCGCAACCCGGCCUCAUGCGCCCCCUUCCUGGAGCUGACCGCCCCCGCAAAGACUGACCGGUCCUCUAGCAGUCUCUAGGGCAUACCCACGUCCAAUACUAUGCCAGAUUUAUGCAACAUGACAGACAAACAAAGCGCUAAAGUCUUUGUAGGCGGGCUGAGCUGGGAGACGACGGGAGAGAAGCUUCGGGCUUAUAUGGAAAACUUUGGGUCGGUCCGCGAGGCCUUUGUCUCUUACAACCGCAACAACGGACGCCCUAGAGGCUUCGGCUUUGUGGUCUUCGAGAGCCCGGAGGUCGCGGACAAGGUGGUGGCGACCAAGCACAUGAUUGACCGGCGAGAGGUUGAAGCCAAAAGGGCUGUGCCGAAGGAGGACGCGCCGGAGGAGAAGCAGCAGGGCUCGGCGCCGCAGCGCACCAAGAAAAUCUUCGUGGGCGGCCUCGCGCCCACGGUCGACGAGGCCCAGCUCCGCCAGCAUUUCAGCGACUUCGGAACAGUAGAGGAUGCGGUGGUCAUGUAUGACCACGAGAACAAGCGGCCGCGCGGCUUCGGCUUUGUGACCUUCGCAGAGGAGGAGGCAGUGGAACGCGUUUUCAGCCAUGGCGCAGUUCAGACCAUUGCAGACAAGCCUAUCGAGGUUAAAUCAGCAGUGCCCCGGGACCAAAUGCCGCCAACUCCACGGAUGCAGGGCAGCUAUUACGGUCAGCCGCCCCACCGCGGCGGACCGCCGGGGCCGGGCUAUGGGCCAGGGCCGCAUCGUGGACCCAACUUUGCUGGCCCGCCACCCUACGGCCCGCCUGGCCCCGGAUACCCGCCGCCGUAUGGAGGCUACGGCCGGCCGUUCAACGGCCGGCCACCGAACAAUUACGGCGCCUACGGUCCCCGCAACCCAGGGCCGGGCGGGCCCGGUGGUCGCGGUCAGCCGCCCAUGCCCGGGCCACUGGGCCCAGGCGCCUACGGCGGUUAUCCCCAGCAGCGCUUUCCUCCGGCGAACCAGGGCCCCGGUGCUCAGGGCGGCAGUGGUGGCAAUGCAUCGGCAGCGUCGGGCAAGGUGCCGCCCAUGCCCAAUGCUUACGACGUGUACAGCGGGCAGCUGAACGGCGUCAACAACGCAGCCAUGCUUUCAUCACUCUACAACAUCGCUGGUCUGCAGCUACCCAAUGGCUUGCCUGCCGCGGCAGCGGCAGCUGCCGCAGGCGUGAACCCGAAGCAGCUCAACUCGCUCAACAACCAGCUCAACGCACUCAAGCUGGCCAACUUCGCUGCCAAUUUCGCCAACCAACCGGACGGCACUUACCCUGACGACGAGGCGGCAGCAUACGCAGCGUCACAGCAGGAAUACGCGGCCACAGCAGAAGCCAUCCAGCAGGCGGGCCUGAAUGGAUUAGCGGCAGUGAACGCGGACUUCAACACAUUGCACGACGCGGGCUUCACGACAGCGCCAGCCCCCGGCUGGUCCAGCUAGCUCAUGCACCAUGCAUGACAGCCGGUGCGCGCGUUGGCCCCCAGUCGCACUGAGACACGUGCAUUUACGCUGACAGACGACGACCAUCCGCUCGGACAGACCUACCUACAACCGACAAGCGGUGUUGAGGGCCAGUUGUUGUACCAUAGCUGCAGACGCCUUCUGAUCCCCUGACAUGACGGCGCCAUGCCUGGCAUUCCGCGCCAUGACCAACUGACUUGACCAACCGCACUAAAUCCUGUCGUUGGUAGUGGCGGGUUACAGACAGCAGAGGUUGAGAGGUGAGCGAGAUAGUUUCGGCGGCAAUCCUCGUCACGACACAGUGCAUUGGCCAAUAGGGCAGGACAGGCAGGCUAGGAUUAGACAGGCCAGACGGAGCCAGGUGUACGGCUGCAGACGGGAUACACUUCUUAUGCGUGGUUAGCUGUGCCAUAAGGUGUGUCAAGGUGCUCAUAGGGCCAGCCGUGAACGUGCGUCGUGGAUAUUAACGAGGCUAGAGGAGGUAGGCAGAACAACAUAUUCUGAUAUUCACAUGAGUGGGCAUAUUUUAGGAUACAGUCAGGCUAGGAUUGUGUGCACAGAGGUAGUGUGUGUACAGGCACAACCAGGAGACUGCUCAUUGUUGCCGCAAUAAUGCGCUGUUGGCGUCGGUACGGGUUUUGGUACGUGCCAGGCGCGUCCUAGCCACAAUGAAAGUCAAAUGGGUGCACGCCCUGACAUCCCAUACUUCAGAACCGAUAUCCUAUGUCGAUAAGACGUGGGUAAAGAUACAGCAAGCGAUGGGGUGAUCGACGUGCC
This is a messenger RNA of Chlamydomonas reinhardtii, 2871 nucleotides long. RefSeq lists its product as uncharacterized. The record is from RefSeq and is a predicted model, not a curated record. Gene Ontology annotation, molecular function: RNA binding. NCBI's taxonomy places the organism in Eukaryota, Viridiplantae, Chlorophyta, Chlorophyceae, Chlamydomonadales, Chlamydomonadaceae. The transcript has 2 exons. The coding region runs from base 709 to 2073 and encodes 454 amino acids.